Molecule: messenger RNA, 621 nt
Organism: Funneliformis geosporum
Lineage: Eukaryota; Fungi; Glomeromycota; Glomeromycetes; Glomerales; Glomeraceae
Source: the annotation of a GenBank genome assembly
AUGAAAUAUUAUGAAAAUGGAGAUUUACAUUCAUAUCUUGAUGAAACACAAGGAGUAUUAUGUUGGAGAGAUAUUGUUGACAUGCUUUGGGGAAUAUCUGGAGGAAUUGAAGAAAUCCAUAGAAAUGAUUUGAUUCAUGGAAACCUUCAUGGAGGCAAUGUGCUAAUUGAAAAUGAAUCUGAUUCAAUAGAUACAUGUAUUACUGAUAUAGGAUUACAUAAUUCAAUUGAUAAGAAAACUUCUAAUCAAAUAUAUGGAGUACUUCCUUAUGUAGCACCUGAUAUAUUAAAGGGAAAUCCACCAACGAAAGCUUCAGAUAUUUAUACUACUGAAAUCUGUUUUGGACUUCGACCUAAAAUUAUUAAUGGAACUCCAGAAGUUUAUGUUCAAUUAAUGACACAAUGUUGGCAUUCUGAUCCUUUGAAACGUCCAACUGCAUCAAAAUUAAAUAUAAUAUUAGAAGAUUGGAUAAAUGCAAUUUGUGAUAAUCCAAUUCCAACUAAAAUAUCUGAUCAAUUUGAUAUUGCUGAAGAAAAGAAAUUUCUAGAUUUUAAAUUUCAUAAUCAAAAAAUCCAUUCACAAGCUUUUUAUACAAGUACACUUUUACAUCUUCUGAAUUAA